AUGGCGGAACCUAAUGCUGGAGUUUCAGGUGCUAAAGUUGCGAGCGAUUUGGCCAUAAACAUUGGCACAAUAGUCCCAUUAAUUGCACUUCCAGCAAUAGUAUUUAAAGAAAUAAUUAAUUUAACUGAAAGAGCAGGACAUAAUAAAGCAAUUUGUAAUAGGUUAGCUGAUCGUAUACGUGUUUCAAACCAAGCUCUUGAUAAAAUUACUGUAAAAGAUGAAAAUGACUUGGCUUUAAGAGGUUAUGUUCUUGCGAUAACAAAGUGUAAAGAUUUUAUUGAUAAAAUUAGCAAGUCUUCACCAUUUAUGAAAUUAAUUGCUGCUCGUGAGAUUGAAAAUAAUUACAACGAAAUUACUAAAGAAUUUGAUUCAGCGAUUGCACAAUUAGGAUUAUCUACUUGUCUUCGAACGAACAGAGACAUUGAAGACGAUCAAAGAAUAUUCCAUGCUGAUAUUAAAACAUCACUUCAAGUAAUAGAAGAAGUUAUGCAGGAUUUAUUUGACAACGGAAUGAAUAAUACAGAGAAACUUAAUGCAGUUGAAAAUAAGUUGACUAUGAUUCAAACGGCUAUUACCAAUGAUCAAAGUUCAGCGGCAAAUAAGAUCUUUAAAAAAUCUCAAAUUUCUGGAAAUCAAAUUACAGAUCAUAUAGAAAAUGGAAAGGAAGUGAAACGUGGUGACGGACAAAUCGUUAAAAAAAUUAUGAGCGGAGUCCAGCCAGUUGCUCAAAAAGAAAUCGCAUAUAUUGCGACCUUAAGGUCUUCAGAUGGCAAUACUACGGAAGAUCCCGCUGGAAAAAUUGAAAAACUUGAAAAGCAGGUCUCGAUUCUUACCGAACUGAAAAACUGCUUGAAUAUCAUAGCCUUUUAUGGUACAACGCAGGUUAAUGGUAAAUUGUACAUUAUUUCGGAAUGGGCAGAAGUGGGGGAUCUCAACACCUACUUGAAAAACAACCCAGGCCUGUUAUGGGACUUUAAACUAAGAAUAGCUUCUGAAAUCGCUAGUGGUUUAGCAUUUUGUCAUUUUUGUGAUAUUUUGCAUCAUGAUAUAAGAAGAUGGCUUUCACCUGAAAAACUUGCAAAUUAUGCUGCCACUCCCUACUCCAAGCAAUCAUCUCAAGAAAUGCCAUUCUCAGAUGUUACCAAUGUACCAGAGUUAGUUAACCGUGUUACGAUACUAGAAGAUCGACCACCAUUAAUAAGUGGUACACCUAAACCUUACGAAAUGAUAAUGAAAUUAGGUUGGAGUCCACAACCAAUUCAAAGACCGACAGCUGACUCGAUGUUCAGAGAAUUGAAAUCACUUGUCAGAUCGAAUCAUAGGAAUAGUAUUACUGGUUUUGAUUCAUUCACCUCGUUCAUUCCUACUCGACAUGAUUCAAUGCCUUCAGCAUUAGAAGCCGAUAUUCAAUCUACAUUUUCAAAUAUGGUAGAAGAUGACUUUGUUGAAAUUCUCGAAUCUAAACCAGAUUUUCCAGAUAUUAGUGAAGCCAAAAGGUUACAUAGUGAAAAAAAAUAUGGUGAAGCGUAUAAAAUCUUCAAAUAUCAUGCAGAUCAUGGAGAUGCAGCCGCAGAAUUUUAUGUUGGUUAUUAUCUAAUUUCAGGUGAUCAUGAUAUACCACAAGAUAAAGAAUUAGCGGUAGAAUAUUUCCGUCGAUCAGCAGAAAAAGAUAUUCCAGAUGCACAAUUUAGAUAUGGUGUAGCUUUACUUGGUGGAGAAGGAGUUAAGAAAAGUGCUGAGAAUGAUAGAAUUGCUAUAGAAUAUUUAGAAAAAGCUGCAGUUCGUGGAAAUAUAAAUGCAAUGUUUAAUUAUGGUGAUUUAUUGAUUAACGGUGCUCAUGGUGUUCGACAAAAUUUAUCAGAAGGUGAACGUUGGUUGAAACAAGCACAUUUGAAAAAACAUCCUCAUGCGUAUAAAAAAUUAUCAGAAAAAUAUAAAAGUUUAGGAAUGGAAAUUCCUAAAGAAAUAGCUGAUGGACUUAAACGAAUAUAG
This is a messenger RNA of Cetraspora pellucida, 1992 nucleotides long. Lineage: Eukaryota; Fungi; Glomeromycota; Glomeromycetes; Diversisporales; Gigasporaceae. The record is from the annotation of a GenBank genome assembly.